AUGAGAGAAAAAAAUGUUGGCCAUUGGAAAAUCAUCCAUGAUGAGCCCUAUACUAUCUCUGUGUUGCAUGGUUUUUUAGGAAAGGAAAACAGACACGUAGAUUGUGCUCUUUCGGCUCGUGCCGAUGCAGAUGGUUCACAUCCCAAUUCCUGUAACCUCUCUGGGAAAACAUUCAUGCAUUCAUUAAUAGUGGACAUACCCGACAUCGGUGGCACACAAUUCGUGAGUUGUGCUUCCUUGGUGGCUCCUUACCGCGCGUCAACAAAACCUCAUGGAUCAUUCCUGUAUUGUAUAUAA
Messenger RNA from Sphenostylis stenocarpa, 297 nucleotides. NCBI's taxonomy places the organism in Eukaryota, Viridiplantae, Streptophyta, Magnoliopsida, Fabales, Fabaceae. The record is from the annotation of a GenBank genome assembly.